UAUUGAAAGUGAUGUCACGGGACGUCAGCUUACCAAUUUCUCCAUUUCUGCACGUCAGCUGAUUUGUCAUGCGCAUUACCUGACAAAUCAAGCUACCAUGUAUAUAUAUGCCCCCAAGUCCUUGAUUUGGAGGGCCAGCUGCUAUUGUCAAUAAAUCUCCAUUCCAACAAUUGGCACGCCCCGCAGACCCCAAUUUCCGAGAACCAAAUUCCAUUUCUCGGCUUCCUACCCUGUUUUGUAAUCUUUCUAUCUCCAGCUCUUCAUGUCAUGACGAAAGGACGCCUGGCUUUCAUCGCCUUAAGAGUCAGAUAUGCCAGAGCCUACCACCGAGGCUCAACCCCAGCCGCAGGGGCAAUCUCAAUCAGAAUCCCAGUCUAAGAGGACGAAACGAUUUCGGGCUGCAAAAGCAUGUCGCCGCUGCAAUGAGAAGCGUGUCAAAUGUGAUGCGAUCGAGCGUGGAAUUCCAUGCACCAGAUGCGAACAGGGCAAGAGGAAUGAUUGCGCCCUGAUACAAUCACGGCGGGGGAUUUAUCAGAGGAAGAAGAACCGAAAUGAUUCUCAAACAAAGACGUCAGGCUCGGAAAAGGAAGGGGAUAAGGAAGUCGUUCCUUGUGCCUCAAGUCCUCCUUCCCAAAGAGCAGCUGCCUCACAUGACAACAACACUGUCCAUGUGCAGACUCAGGAUCAACAAGAAAAUACGAACUCAAGCCGGAAUUCCCCCAAUCAUCUUUCCGAAGAUGAGAUGCACUCAUUUGAUGCCCUGGAGCAAGCUCCGCCGUCAACAGCCCUAACCACGCCUGCAAGUCAUGAAAUUGCAUCACCUGGGUCCGGAGAUACCGAGAUGAGCAAUUCCUCGUACCGCGAGAUUUCAUGGACAACCAUGUUCGACCAUUUCUUGGAGGGCCGGAAGCAUGGGGAAGCUGUCAUCGACAAGUGCAGCAUUACCUAUCUUGGUGAAUCAUUCCCCCUCUCCAUUGUGUUGAAAGACUUGAGGGACGGAGGAAAGCAGAAGCUUCAUUAUCCAGGUCCACCAUGCCCGGAGAACGAUGCAAGUACGGACAGCUCACAACGAAGUCGUCCCGACCACAUGCUCCCAGAAGACAUCGCUGUGUUGGAAGCGAAAGGCACAUUUGAGGCUCCCGAAAAGAGCGUUCUUGAUGCUUUGGUAUCUGUCUUCCUCGAUCGAGUGUUUCCUCUGUAUCCGAUUGUCAAUCGCCACGAAUUCCAACAGCAACAUCUAAUGAACAAAAUACCUUGGAUCUUGUUACACGCCAUGUGUUUCAUAUCCGCAACUUACUGUCCGCUCUCCAUCCUGCAUCGAGCUGGUUUCAGCUCGAGGAAACAGGCUCGUUUCUUAUUUUACAGAAAAUCCAAAGCACUUUUUGAUAACGGUUACGAAGUCAACAAGCUUGUCGUACUGCAAAGCGUUAUUUUCCUCACAUUUUGGGGAGGCGGUCCGAACAAUUACUGGAAUUUCUACUCUUGGAUUGGCACUGGUGUGACGAUCGCCGAAACUCUCGGGAUUCAUCGUUCGAUGGCAACAACGAACAUGAAACCUCAAGAUAGGAGUCUCUUGAAAAGGAUAUGGUGGAUACUUAUAAUUAGGGACACUUCCUGUGCUGCUCUGGUUGGCCGUCCCUUUCGGAUCAACCUGGAACAAUGUGACACAGAUCCAUUAACAGCUGAGGACUUCGAACAUGAUGGCAAUUCUCCAGACUUCAUGUCCAAUCCACAACGGCCUUCAUUCGCCAAUUACCAGAUUCAGAUGUCCAAACUUUCGCUGGUACUACGAGAGAUUGUCAAUUCCCGCUUUUCUCCUCAAAAACCCAAUACUACCAGUGCGGUGCUGCAUGAAACCCUGAGCGGCUGGCGAGCCCAACUUCCUCACAACCUGCGCUGGUCCGAUAACAGCACAGGCAUGAAUAUAUUUUCGUCCACCCUAGCCAUCCUGUACAACCAUCACCUGAUUCUCACACACCUAAAUCGUUCACAGGAUGGGACUUCGAUCAACUCGGAUGAUAUUUCCCAGACCGCAGCACAGCGCAUCUCCACUAUGGCCUGCAAGAUCGUCACCAAAUCCGACGUCUUGUUGAUGCCCCAUGAGCUAUUCCACGGAAUAUUUCUUGCAGAAGUAGUCUUCUAUACUCAGAUGAAGAGCGCACAAACCAUGGUUAGGGAAUUCAGUCGAGCUGCAUUAAACAACUGCCAAAUGGUACUUCACGAGUCACGAGAAUCGUGGGAUCCAUCGCCUUGGGUCAUGCAGUUGUUUGAUAAUCUUUUAAGAGGAGCACCAGAUGCGGAGAAUGCUGAUAUGGAGAGCCCCACCGGGAUGGCUGAGUAUGCCAUGGGCGCCACACCUGGUUUCCUGGGUGCAGAGGAGGCGAAUUUCGGAUAUGAUCCUUGGCAGACUCACCCCAUGCUUUCGAAUUUGUUUGAGAUGCCGUUCGAUCCUGCAUUGAUGGGUGAUGGAUCAAUGUUCCCCAACUUAGUUAACUUCCCGUCGGUUGGGGUUUUGCAAUGAGUUCGGUUCUGUGACAUGCACCGUUCAAGGAGCUUGCCUUUGUCUUAAAAUGGGUUUCGUGCAAGCGGGAGUUGGCAUGUCUGCCAAAAGGACUUUUGAGCAGAGCCAGGGGCAUUUGGGUUGGAGUGACCCCCAAUGGCACCUUACAAAACUGUUUGAACAUCAAUAUGUAACAUGAAAAUGAUAUUUGCUCAACUCAUCGCUUCUGGUAAUUGCCCAUAAUACCAUUCCCUCCCCUGCACGCAACAUCACUUAUCCACUCACGGCAGCCAAUUACCCUCCU
Molecule: messenger RNA, 2804 nt
Organism: Hyaloscypha bicolor E
Lineage: Eukaryota; Fungi; Ascomycota; Leotiomycetes; Helotiales; Hyaloscyphaceae
Exons: 2
Coding region: 311-2521 (736 amino acids)
Biological process (GO): DNA-templated transcription; regulation of DNA-templated transcription
Molecular function (GO): zinc ion binding; DNA binding; DNA-binding transcription factor activity, RNA polymerase II-specific
Source: RefSeq, a predicted model, not a curated record